This is a messenger RNA of Elaeis guineensis (African oil palm), 1899 nucleotides long. RefSeq names its product protein SAR DEFICIENT 1. Lineage: Eukaryota; Viridiplantae; Streptophyta; Magnoliopsida; Arecales; Arecaceae. Gene Ontology annotation, molecular function: DNA-binding transcription factor activity; calmodulin binding; sequence-specific DNA binding. Gene Ontology annotation, biological process: regulation of salicylic acid biosynthetic process. Gene Ontology annotation, cellular component: nucleus. The record is from RefSeq and is a predicted model, not a curated record.
CAUGGCGCCGUAGUCCUCAUUGUCCUGACAAGCUUUCAACCCUCGACAACUCUAACCUCGUCUCCUGCCAUCAAAAUAUCCCGGAGUUUUUAUUCCUUCCCUUCUCAGAAGGAAUAUGGCAGCUAAAAGGCUUCAUAACGAUUCCGAGUAUGACAAGGAUCCACCGGAGGACAAACGGAUGCGUCGCCUACCUUCUUUCUCAACUGUGAUCAGAGAAGCUAUGAUGGCGAAGUCAUUGCAAAACUUCUUUAUGGCCUUGGAACCGUUGUUCCGCAAAGUGGUGCAAGAAGAGGUGGAUCGUGGACUAGUUCAGGGCACGCGUCUGCUUCAAAGGCCUUCCCAAAUGCAUAAUAUUGAAGCGGCUGAGCCACCUAGCAUGAAACUAAUCUUCAAAAGACAACCAUCACCUCCAAUCUUCACAGGAAGCAAGGUUGAAGAUGAGGAUAAUAAACCUCUCCAGGUCCUCCUUGUAGACACCUAUAACAAUGAAAUACCUCAGUCCUCACUUCCAUCACCUCUUAAAGUAGAAGUGGUGGUCCUUGACGGCGAUUUUCCUUCUAAUGAUCAUGAAGACUGGACAAGCACUGAGUUCCAGAAUAGCAUGGUUAAAGAACGAACAGGAAGGAGGCCAUUGAUUACAGGAGAAGUGAACCUCACACUGAGAGAUGGAACUGCUUCCAUCUCGGAUCUCACGUUUACCGAUAACUCGAGUUGGAUAAGAAGCAGGCACUUCAGAAUAGGUGCAAGAAUUGUGCCAGGGAGCUAUGAUGGACCGAAAAUUAAAGAAGCCAUGACUGAACCUUUCACAGUUAAAGAUCACCGAGGUGAAUUGUACAGGAAGCAUUAUCCACCAACUCUCGGCGACGAGGUAUGGCGACUAGAAAAGAUUGGAAAAGAUGGGGCAUUCCACAAGAGGCUAUCGGCUGCACGCAUCGACACGGUCCAAGACUUCUUGAAGCUCUCAGUUAUCAACCCUGAUGAACUCCGCAGGAUAUUGGGAGUUAAUAUGUCAGACCGGAUGUGGGAGGGAACACAUAAUCAUGCGAGGACCUGCCACUUGGGUGACAAGGUCUACUUGCACCGCGGACAGGAUUGCACCCUUCUCUUGAACUCCAUAUGUGAAGUUGUUGGGAUUAUAACUACUGAUGGCGUGAUGUGCACGCUUAAGGAUUUUAACAUAUCUGAGGAGGUCUAUGUACAGCAGCUUGUCCGAGAGGCAUAUCAGAACUGGGAUAAGUUGGAAGAAGCUGAUGGAUUAUUGCUCAAUGCCAACGUUCCUCUCCUUCAAAAUGAACCUGUUCACCAGGGUGGGAUGGAAUCAUUGCCUUGGUAUCCAGUAAACGCAGAAACCGCCGCAUUAGAGCAUCAAAUGGGGGGUUUUGAUGAGGCUGGAGCUCCUCCAAACAAUCUGCAACUUGGAUUUAGGGGUCCUGCCGGAAAUCCAACAUCCUCCACUUCUCCAAUUCCGUGGAAUCAUGCAUAUAUGGCAGGUUUAGGUGGAAGAUGACACGAGCACUUGUUCAGCCUUUCUAAAUUGGCAGUUAGGCUAGAAAGAAGCUGUCAAAUUAGUAGCCUUCAUGUACAUUAAAAAGGGUAUAAGAAGUUGAAAUUAUGAUCCUAUCAGCUGCCCAGAUUGCUUGCGUUGCGUACAAUAAGAGCAAGCUAAGAGAGCAAGAAGAGGCGCUUUUUCCGUUUUGUGUUCACCUCUGUUUCCCCUUUGUAUUUUUCUUUUUUCCACAUAAGAUUAGAUUUGGAGUAGUUUCAGGAUACAAGUGGAGUAGUGUGAUGUCCUUUACAACUGUUAGGACAUGUCUGUAGCAUUAGUGCUGUUCUCUCCCAUUUUGUAUGAAUUAAUGAAUAUUAGAUUAUCUACAUUAUCUCUCGUGCCAAAUUUAAUUU